This is a messenger RNA of Vitis vinifera (wine grape), 2709 nucleotides long. RefSeq lists its product as uncharacterized. NCBI's taxonomy places the organism in Eukaryota, Viridiplantae, Streptophyta, Magnoliopsida, Vitales, Vitaceae. The record is from RefSeq and is a predicted model, not a curated record. The coding region runs from base 49 to 1245 and encodes 398 amino acids. The transcript has 12 exons.
GUUUUUAAAAAUUAUUCUCUAAAAAAGGAGUAGUCAACUGCAGGAAAUAUGGAAACGAAGAAAGUGGAAGGGCCACCGUCUCCGGCACGGCCGCCGGUGGACCUCGCAAACUGUGUAGAAGAGCUGGUGAAGUACACACUUUAUUCUUCUGUCAACGGAACUCUUGAAAUCGAUCUAGGGUUGUCCAAGGACUACUGCUCUGCCCUCCUCAAGGACGACCACCUCACCGAUCCUACUUCAAUUUCUACCGAUUCUUUUGAGGGUGUUCCUCCAUACCCUUUGUACAAGCGCUUAUCGGCUGCUUUGUAUCGAUCUAUAAUUUCUGGAGCCUUUUGGGAGAUAUAUAGCACAAUGGCAUUGAUCCAUGAAGACAGCUCCUUGAAGCAGAAAGAAGAGUGGAAUAAAUUGGUUGUGGAUAAGGGCUUGGAAUUAGUAAAUAUUUUGAAGACUAUAGAUUUUGAACUUCAUGUUCAGGAGCCUUUCUUUUCGCAACUGAAAGAUGGCCUAAAGAUAAUUGAAGGAAGGUGUGCUGUUGGGGAUUACAAUCGAAUUGGAUCAGGAGCUUUGAUUCUCUUCAACAAAUGUUUGGUGCUUGAAGUUCAGGAUGUUCGUCGGUAUGCUUCAUUUUCUCAGUUGUUGGAAUCAGAGGGUCUUGCAGAAGUCCUUCCUGGAGUAAAAACCAUUGAGGAAGGUGUGCAAAUCUAUAGGAAGUUUUACACAAAAGAGAAGGAAAGGUCCAAUGGCGUCCUUGCAAUAUGUGUUGCAAAACCAGCUGCUCAGCCCUACAUUUUUUUAGCCUACAUAUUAUUUGGAUUGAGUUAUGGGGGAGUUCAAAGGCUUCUAGGUUUUAUGCAUACUGUAGGAACAAUUCCAGAGGCACUUCCUCCACCAAGAUCCACUCUUCUCUCAUCAUUUAUGUCACCUCAUAAGCCAAAUGUUGAAAGCUGUACUUUGACUGACGGAGCCAGGGCCUUGGCAAAGCAUGUCAAUAGGAGUAGCCAAAAGUUUUGGGGCAAUUUUGAUGGAAGUGAUUCUAAUAAAAAUCAACUUGCAAUGGAUGCCAUCACUCGUGUUAUUGCUAAUUGUUGCUGGUUGAAUAUGCAUAUUGUUCCACCACAUGGGGCUGUGUUUGAGAUAAGGGUUGCUGAUGGUUAUGGAGCACGUUGGUCUCAAGAUGGAACUAAGUUCAUUGGAUUUCUCGAGCCAUACAUGGAAGAUGGUCACUUAAGGGGCUGGAAGCAUUGAAUUUGCUCAACAAUUUGACUGUACUGGCUUCAUUGACUUACAGGGGCAUGCUGCAUUUAAUUCUAGCACAUGGCUGGAAUCAAAGUGCUUUGAGGCUCCAUCAUCACCACAGCCACUAAUCUGUACCUUCUCGUGCAUAUUUGGAAAGAAUGCUUGUUCAACACUCCAUCAAUCCCACAUUCACCAACUAGUCAUUUCUGUGCCACCAGCACCCUCACCCCCAUCCCCACCAUCCUUCAUAUCACCCAGCAGCAGCAGCAGCAGCACCACCACCACCACCACCACCACCACUAGCUUCCACCUCUAACCACUUACCACCACACUCUCCGCGAACAAGUACUAGCACUCACACUUCUGACGACGAAUCAGCACCACCUGCUCGGUUGUUGCCACCACCAUUUCCCAUAAGUCUAUGAUAGUCUUGAUUUGUUCAUGAUAGAUUUUGGAAAAUGGACUUCUUGUUAAGUGAAUUAGUGAUAUCUCACUUAGCAAGUAUCUUCCCAAUUGGAAGGUGAAGGUGCAAUACCUCAGCAUCCAUCACAGGUUGCCACCCAUUCCAAGUGUGCCUUCCAGCCUAACAUGGGACUUGUCAAUGUCAAUGUGUGCAUGCAGAGAGAUGCAAGACAUGUGUAAUGUGAGUCAAGAGUCCUCUGAUACACAUGGCUGCAUAUUACUGACGAUCAAACAUGUCACAUUGGAAUAUGUGGCAGAGGUGUAUAGGUCCACAUAGAGAGUGCAAAUUGGGUAUCAACAAAUUUCUGUCUUGGAAAUCAUUUCAUUGGAGAAUACAAUACAACAGCUGCAGUAGAUAGGAACAAGCAUGCUGGUUUUUUGCUUCAGGCUUGGAAAAAUUUUUGUAUACCAUUUGAUCAAAUUUUAUCAGAAAAUUUUCCUUUUGACUGACAUGCAACAUUAUAUAAUUUUGAGAUGAUUCUAGGAAACAAGUUUUAGCUGCCAUCACCUAGGCAUAAAACCAACUUGUUUGAGAUGGGCAACCGACUAGAAUAUGAGUUUCCUGUUGGGAUUGAACUUCCUUUUGAACAAAUGGAGCUUAGCAUUUGAUGUGGUUAGUGGUCAAAGCUUUCAUUUUUUACUAUGUGCUUCUUUGUCAUGUUGCAGUUUAUUGGAUUUCUAGAGCUGUACAUGGAGGAUGGUCACUUAAGGGCUGGAAGCAUGGAAUUUGCUCAACAGUUUGACUCUACUGGCUUCAUCCACUUAUAGGGUAUGAUUCACAAGGAAUUUUACAACCUCUCCUGCUCUGUUUCCUCCACUAUUUAUGAUGAUGAAUAUAUUAUAAGCAGGAAAUCUAUCUGUUAUCUUCUCAAUGCUGCACUUUUUGCUAUGGUCUUUUGGGAUCAACUUGGAAAUGAUGAAUGGUUUGAUGAUUUAUAUGUUACCUAUGUUUAUAACGUGUGGAAUAUACUUCCAAUGCAAUGCAAUGCUACUGUCCUUGACCCAUUAAAA